AUUAGGGUUCUUCACUGAGACGGCUUCGAUAUAUACCAUAUGCACUGUUUUGUUUAGUAUGCAAGUACACAUGGUGGAAAAUUUUGCUGAUGAAUUGUUUCAUGUUCUAGGAAGCUUUUUCCCGAAAACAGUUCAAUUCGAUUCUGUUGUACAUCAUCCUAGGACACAUAUCGAUUGGUUAAAGUUAUCAAAUGUCUCCAAAGCGCAAAGAAUGCCAUUAUACGGACAAGGAAGAAUUUAAACUACCUCCUAGCAGAACAAUAGUUUCAUCUGGAAGCUAUAUCGAUGUAUCAACUUUGAAUGGCUCGUGCUCGAGUUCAGGGUCUAUGGAUGUUGGGUAUGUCUACAAGAGGAUGAGGUUCCAAAGAAACUCACUUGCUCUUCUCCCAGAACCUAAUCAUAUAAAAGAUACAAAACAAGGUUUCGGUUCAAAGUCCUCCAUUAAUUCCGAGGAUAAACUGUUGGAAGUUCCGAAAGCUGAUACUAAAACAUCUCCGGCUGUUGUUCGAAGCACAAGAAACGCUGAGUCUGUUCAUGAUUCUGGCUUGCACCACUUGAGUUCUAUUGAAGAAUUUGACAUACAUGAUCAAGCAUCCAAUCUAGAUCAUUGUCAUAGUUUAGACGAUAGAUGUUCAUCCUCAAAAUCCAAUGUGGAACUCACAUCUACUUUCUCCAAGAUAGAAACAAUUAAUACCUAUGAGUGUUCAACUUCUGAUAUUCUGGAACCACGAGAAUUUAAAUCGACGAGGGAGCUUUGUAUCUAUGUGCUAAAAAAACACAGGCUUCUGGGAAAUUCUCGUACUAGAAUCAGCCAUUAUGAUAUAGGAAUCAUGUCGAAUGAUAACAGUGAGCUUUCUCAGAAAUGCAAAAUAUGUGGGCUAUUCGAAAACCCACUGAAGAUGCUUAUUUGCGAUGAGUGCAAUAAAGCGCAUCAUCAGUCUUGUUGUGUUCCGAGAUUGAAACAACUUCCAGUCAAUGAAUGGUAUUGCCUUCCUUGUUUCAAGAAGAAGCCAAAACAUCUGAUGAAUAAGUCAUCAAAGGCUGUAGGCAAAAGCUCAAAUCACACAAAUAGAAAGAAUUCUAUAUUGUUCAUGUUGAAGGACCAUAAACCAUAUACCACCGGAGUUCGAAUUGGUAAAGAUUUUCAAGUUGAAGUCACAGACUGGUCUGGACAUGCUUCCGACGAAGAUGAUUAUUUCAAUGAGCCUUAUAAAAUGGAUACAGAUGAAUCCGUAAAUUCGAAUGUUUGGAAUGGAAGAGAGAUUCAAUAUCAUUGCAAUAUUGGUAAUUGGGUGCAAUGCAAGGAGGUUAUAUACUCAAAUAGAUGUGACAAGGGCACUAUAUGUGGAAAGUGGCGCAGGGCUCCUCUUUUCACAAUUCAGAGUGAAGAUUGGGACUGCUCUUGUGCUAUUCAAUGGGAUCCAAUUCAUGCAGAUUGUGUUGUGCCUCAGGAACUUGCAACCGAAGAGGUUCUCAAUCAACUAAAAUUUAUAAAACGGUUGAAGGCUCGACUGAGUUCUAAAUCCUAAAGGACUCCAAUCCAACUUGUACGGUAACAAAAUGCUCUCUUGUAGCGCGACUAAAUUACAAUAGUUCGGAGUACUUUUAUGCCCCGAUCUCUUACACCACAUACUCAAUUGUUGUUACACCCAGACACUCCUGUAUUUAUGUAUCUCACAAAAAUUCAAAUAUAGGUUAACUGUGACAUUGUUCAAUGAGAUUGUUCUACUUCUUCGGUCUAAUUUUUUUCAAUAUAUCAUCGUGAUGUAUACAAGUAGGGAAUCACUGUUUGAAACAUAGAAAUCUUGCUCCCAAAAGAACAAGAUGUAUCGGGUUACCAAUCGACUGAAAAUGAAGUUUCAGCAAUAGUUUUUCCCCUUGA
Molecule: messenger RNA, 1882 nt
Organism: Zingiber officinale
Lineage: Eukaryota; Viridiplantae; Streptophyta; Magnoliopsida; Zingiberales; Zingiberaceae
Exons: 8
Coding region: 192-1529 (445 amino acids)
Biological process (GO): chromatin remodeling
Molecular function (GO): zinc ion binding
Source: RefSeq, a predicted model, not a curated record